GGGCAAGUCUCAUAAUAGAUGAUGAUGGAAUUAUCCAAGAUGAUAUUGACAUCUACCAACCUGUAGUUCAAGGUCGGUGGACUGAUUCAGGGAUUGGAGGAGGAGACCACCAAUCAGGAACCUCCACCUUGCACCUUUGGAAGAACAGUCUGGGAGAGGACCCCCUCCUUGGACAUGAUGAGAGUAUUAACAUCAGCGAGCUAGAGGUCGGUUGUGCUUUUUUUAAACCAACUUUCUGCCAUUUGUGCUUAUAUGAAACAACAGGCCACUAUAUGGAAGACUUGAGCCGAAGUCAACUGUUCUCUGAUGACUAUUACAAGCAGCUACAUGACCUUGGGGUUCUCAUCGAUGGAGUUGAUCUUUCCAGAGAUUCUAUCAACGAAUCUGAUGAAACAGAAUUACACUUGGCAUCUCAUAUUGAAGGUGAUGGAAAUAUUAGAGACAGAAAAGAUUUGAUUGGAGAGUAUUUAGAAUAUGAACUGAGAAAGGAAGAAGAAGAGAAUGAGGAGAGAAGAAAGGUUAGCGGAAGAGGAUCACAAUUUAAGCAGAGUAGCUUCCCUUAUUCUCAGCCCAGCUCUCAGGAUAUCAGCAGCUUUUUUGAUGAGGCUGAUAAUAAUGAUGAUAACAUUUAUGAAGACGUUGAAGGUAAUGGCAAAACUACACCGCAGAAUUUGGUCAGAGAAAAUGAGGAUGUAUUUGACUAUGUUAGUGGCCAUAUUUUUCCUGUUCAGUCUAAAGAAAAUGCCAGGGGAGAAAAGUUGCUGCAUUCAGAAGAAAGCAGCACUGAGAGUAGAGUAAAUAUGUCAUUUGGUCAAACUACUGAACAAAAAAAUACAACAGCUGAAAACCAAUCUGGCACUUCAAGCACAGGGCCUGCUGGUCAUGGAGAAAUGUUGAAUGAUGCCAGAUACUUUUACUCUGAGGCUUUUCCUUCUGGCUCUCGUCCAUCAUCUAGAACUAGCCAUGUAUCAGUGGCGUCAGAAGCAUCUUCUGCCAGACAAAGGAGCUCACAGAAAGCUGUUCCAGUACAACUGGCCAGCAUAAAUUCCCAGGCAAACUUUUCUGAUGAAAAACAAAGAGCUCAAAAAAAUCUUGAGAAACCACAUCAGAGACGUCUUCUGCCACAACCAAGCAGCUCGGAGCCAAGUCAGUCAUUUAGAGCCAAAAAUAUUCAACCAAAUAAGAUUGCAACCAAACAAGAACCUGUAAAGCCAAAUCAUGAAUCUGAUUCUAAAAGUGUGCGUGGUGUAAGUUAUGAAAAAGAAGUUGUUGAAGAGGAGAAGACUGAUAAACCAGAAAACAUUCACGAGUCGACAAAGCUUCUGCAUGACCGCCUGACACAAGAAGCUCUAAAGCGCAAACAGGCAACUGAAUUGUUCCAGCAUCUACAGAAAGACUACAGUAAUUUGCUUACCAAAUAUGCACAAGCAGAACUGACCAUUGACCAGAUGCGGUUUGUGAGAAUGAUCACUCUAAAUGGUGAUUCCCCAACUCCAAGUCAAGCCCAGUCUGGAGUGAUGUCCCCUGCAUUAAGUCAGCAGGCGGUAGUUAACUCCCUUCAGAAGUCCCCAAGUCGCGGACUGGAAUCCUUCUUCACCCUGCUGGAUGGAGGGCACCUGAGUCUGGAAAACCAGGAGCUCAUGUUUGAGCACAUCAAAAGUGACCAUGACACACUGAGGCGUGCAUAUCUACAGGUCAAGGACGAAUACAAUGUUCUUCGAAGAUCUGGAGCUUUAGUCUCAGAGUUACAGAGCUUUGAUCAGAAUAAAGAGUUAGAGGGAUAUCUGUUCAGAUUAGGGAUGAGAUUUGAUGAAAUCAAUGACACUGUAGAGAACAACCUCAAAGAAAGGUCAAAGCAGAGACGACCGUUCCAGGACAGCCAGUCAAGAAGGCGUGAUGACAGUAGAGAAG
Candidula unifasciata is the source of this 1911-nucleotide messenger RNA. NCBI's taxonomy places the organism in Eukaryota, Metazoa, Mollusca, Gastropoda, Stylommatophora, Geomitridae. The record is from the annotation of a GenBank genome assembly.